Messenger RNA from Durio zibethinus, 2255 nucleotides. Its product is annotated as 2-methylpropanoate--CoA ligase CCL4-like. The record is from RefSeq and is a predicted model, not a curated record. Lineage: Eukaryota; Viridiplantae; Streptophyta; Magnoliopsida; Malvales; Malvaceae.
AAGUUCUUACUUACCAUUGUUUUUCAACUAUUUUUAUCCAAAAUAUUAUUUUUUUAAUAAUGAUCUUAAUUUAAUGAGGCAAAUCUGAUUUUUUUUUUUUCUUUUGGGCAUCGACUCCUCUAAGUCUUCUCUUCAAAUCAAUAUCUAAUGGAAGGGGUAGAUACCCAGCAUUCACUUGCAUUUGUUUCUUCCUUUAUAUUUUACUUUUAAAUGAAUAAUUCACUUUCAUUUUUUUCUAUUUCUACUUUAUAAAUCUGGUCGUUACAAAGUAUCAUUGAAAAGAUAAACCAAAAUCUUAACCAACAACGUUUCAAGGAGAGGCAAAAAUGGAAGAGCUUAAGCCAAGGCCCGCAAGUUCUUCCCCUCUCACCCCGUUAGGCUUCUUAGAAAGAGCAGCCACCGUGUACGGUGAUUGCACUUCCAUCAUAUACAAUAACACUUCCUACACGUGGUCACAAACUCACCGUCGAUGUCUCCAGCUAGCUUCUUCUCUCUCAUCCAUCGGCAUCAAAGUGGGCCAUGUCGUCUCCGUUUUAGCCCCCAACAUCCCGGCCAUGUACGAGCUUCAUUUUGCUGUUCCCAUGUCUGGUGCUGUUCUCAACAGCAUCAACUCCCGUCUUGACGCCCGUACUGUCUCCAUACUCCUACACCACUGCGAAUCAAAGCUCCUCUUUGUUGAUUGCCUUUCUCAGUCUCUAGCCUUGGAAGCCAUCUCUUUGUUUCCUCCUAACGAAAACCCCCCACUUCUUGUCCUAAUCAAAGAUGAUUAUGAUGAUGCUGAGAGUUCCAAUUUGUCAUCAUCCACCGUUGAUUCUCGCUUCUGUCGCACAUACGAGAGCCUGAUGGAGAAAGGUGAUCCUGAUUUCAAGUGGGUUAGGCCUCAAAGUGAGUGGAAUCCGAUUGUUUUGAACUAUACAUCAGGUACGACCUCAUCUCCUAAGGGAGUAGUUCAUAGCCACAGGGGAAUUUUCAUGAUCACACUUGACUCUUUAAUCGAUUGGGAAGUUCCAAAACAACCUGUCUACUUGUGGACACUCCCAAUGUUUCAUGCUAAUGGGUGGAGUUUCACUUGGGGCAUGGCCGCUGUUGGUGGAACCAAUGUUUGUGUACGAAAAUUCGACGCCCCUACCAUCUAUGGUUUGAUCAAGAAACAUGGUGUCAGUCACAUGUGUGGAGCGCCUGUCGUGCUUAACAUGUUAUCAAAUUCUCCUGAAAUUAAACCACUCCAAAGUCCUGUUCAAAUCCUCACAGCUGGAGCUCCACCGCCGGCCCCUGUGCUUUUCAGGACCGAGUCACUCGGUUUCAUAGUGAGUCACGGCUAUGGAUUAACCGAAACAGGAGGGCUGGUUGUGUCUUGUGCUUGGAAAAGGGAAUGGAACAAGUUGCCAGCGACAGAGAGAGCGAGGCUGAAAGCAAGACAAGGAGUGAGAUCUCUGGGUAUGACAGAAGCCGACAUAGUGGAUCCUGAGUCAGGACUCGUUGUAAAACGAGACGGAUCAACUCUGGGGGAGAUAGUUUUGAGAGGUGCCUGUAUCAUGUUGGGGUAUCUAAAAGACCCAAAUGGAACAAACAAAUGCAUGAAAGAAAAUGGUUGGUUUUACACUGGAGAUGUUGGGGUGAUGCAUCCUGAUGGAUAUAUGGAAAUCAAAGAUCGUUCAAAGGAUGUUAUAAUCAGCGGUGGAGAGAAUCUAAGCAGUGUUGAAGUCGAGUCAAUAUUGUAUUCUCACCCAGCAAUCAAUGAAGCAGCGGUCGUGGCCAGGCCAGAUGAUUAUUGGGGAGAGACUCCCUGUGCUUUUGUGAGUUUGAAAGCUGAGUUAACUCAGAAACCAAGUGAGAAGGAGAUAAUAGAGUAUUGCAGAGCUAAGAUGCCACACUACAUGGUUCCCAAAACGGUGGUGUUUAAGGAAGAAUUGCCCAAGACUUCCACUGGGAAGAUUCAGAAGUUUGUACUGAGAGAUAUUGCAACGGGUCUGGGUUCAUCAUCUUCCUCACCGGUGAGUAGAAUGUGAGCUGGGUUGAAUCGAGUUAUGUAGUCAUUGUCGUUUUGCAUUAGUCUUGAUCAGCAAGUUAAACAUUGGAUUGUCGUUUUAUGAAAUACUAGUGCUUUUACAUUUCCAAGAAAGUGGCGCACCGAACAAAAAAGUCAUGGGAAGAGGAGGAUUAUCUUAGCAUAUCUUCUGGAAAGAGCAGAAAUGUUUUAGGAUUACUUGAUAGACGGUGAGGCUUAUUAUUUAUUAAAAAUUUAUUAAUAUUAA